Molecule: messenger RNA, 2073 nt
Organism: Megalops cyprinoides (Indo-Pacific tarpon)
Lineage: Eukaryota; Metazoa; Chordata; Actinopteri; Elopiformes; Megalopidae
Product: transcription factor E2F7-like
Exons: 10
Coding region: 1-2073 (690 amino acids)
Biological process (GO): regulation of transcription by RNA polymerase II
Cellular component (GO): RNA polymerase II transcription regulator complex
Molecular function (GO): DNA-binding transcription factor activity, RNA polymerase II-specific; RNA polymerase II cis-regulatory region sequence-specific DNA binding
Source: RefSeq, a predicted model, not a curated record
AUGAGUCCAAGGAAGAGGAAGGGAGACUUGGAUGGAGACGAGAGCAGUAAUCAGAAGGAGAACGUGUGUGUGGAGCAGACAUCCAAGGUGCCAUCUGCAAAGAAAGGCCAGACCCCGGGGCAGGUCCCCACCACCCCCAGCAAGCAUGCGGACCGAGCCCUCCCCGAACCCUUGACCCCCACCGCCAACCUGAAGGUGCUGAUCAGCGCUGCCAGUCCGGACAUGCGGGACCGGGAGAUGAAGAAAGUUCUUUUCCAGCCCGUUGAGAAUGGGAGGGAGGUGAUGGCACAGGAUGAGUCCAGCCAGGUAAGAAACACGCUCCUCACGUCGACAUGGUCCUUGACCAGCAAAUCUCAGUUUGAUGCAGUGGAUGACAUCACGGACGAGUUUGAGCAGCGGCCGAGCAGGAAGCAGAAGAGCCUGGGUCUGCUGUGCCAGAAGUUCCUGUCCCUCUACCCAGAGUACCCAUCGCCCUCUGAGACCACCAGCAUCUCUCUGGACGAGGUGGCCACCAGCCUGGGAGUGGAGCGGCGUCGGAUCUACGACAUCGUGAACGUCCUGGAGUCCCUGCUGCUGGUCAGCCGGGUGGCCAAGAAUCAGUACCUGUGGCACGGCCGGCGCGGGCUGCAGCAGACGCUGCGGGAGCUGCAGGGCAAGGGCAGGCGGCAGCAGUACCACCUGCAGAUGGACAAGAUCAGGGUCUGCGGGACAGGGCCGUCUGCGCAGGCGGAGCAGGGGACUGCGCAGCCCGGUGAGGAGAACGAGGAUGCUGGCUCCGGGACGGCCAGCCAGCGGAAAGACAAGUCCUUGAGAAUCAUGAGUCAGAAAUUUGUCAUGCUGUUCCUGGUGUCUGAGACGCUCACUGUCACCCUGGAUGUUGCCGCCAAGAUCCUCAUCGAGGAGAGUCAGGACACUGGCAGCCACAGCAAGUACAAAACUAAAGUACGACGACUGUACGACAUCGCCAACAUCCUGACGAGCCUGACGCUCAUCCAGAAGGUAUAUGUGAAAGAGGAGAGGGGGCGGAAGCCGGCGUUCAGGUGGAUCGGCCCCACCGAAUUCCACACCCAGGGGGAGCCUAUCCUGGCUGGCCUCUUCCCUGGCUCCGCCCUACCAAAAGAAGAGGCGGAGCCCCGUCCCCAGCACCCUGCAGCUUACCUCCCCUGCCUGUCCCAGGCGUCUGUGGUCAUGGUCUAUGGGGGCAGAGGUCUGGAGGGGUCAGAGAGUGCCAGUGAGGGUCAGAGGUCGCCCUCGUCAGAGUCCAGGCAGAGUUUCCUGGGGAAGAGGAAGACCGGUGGUGAGGAAGGACAGGAGGCCAAACGGGGCGAGGCAGCACUAACUGAGGCCCCGCCCUCUCUGAAGAAAAUGCUGGGGGCACAAACUGGGGGAGAAAACUCCAGUCCAAAGGCAUCACCCAGACACUGCCUUCAGUAUCCCAGCAUGCACCACAAGGAAGAGGCCCCACCCAUGAAGGCUGGAAGACACGCCCCCCAAGAUGCUACCCUGCCCUCGCAUUACCUCUAUGUGCCCAGCACUCCAGGUCUGAAUGGUUUGAAUUUAGUGUUCUCUGCUGGAUACGCCCCAAACGGGCUGGCUCUGCCCCCCGGCGCACUGCCCGCCCUGGCCGUGCCCUACCUCCUGGUGCCCUCCUCCGCCCUCCCCCCCUACCAACUCGUCUCCAGCACCUCUGCCCCGGACUGCAUCGGCGCUCAAGGCAAAAUCAACCUCGGCGUUCCCGCGGCGGUGUCCCCGGCCCACUUUGCGGUUGGGUCGGGUUCCGUCGCCAUCUCAGGGACGGCUGGGAUUGGCGGAGCCCCGUCGGGAAUCCCCGGAAUGAAGCCGCCCGUGUCCUGUGGAGCGGGCCCAUCGGAAUCCCCCGCUGAGCCCGGUCAGCCUCUGGCUCUCAUCAGGACAGAACCACAGACACCACUGACUCCAAAGGAGGCUUCCUCCCCUGGAUCCCCGGCUUUCUUCCAGACACCAGGGUCUCUGGGCCCCGCCGUCCCUUCUGCUGCACGCAGGCGAGGCUCGGCCCAGAGGAGGCUUGAUGUUGGGCAGCCGCAACCCUAUUAA